GGUUGGUUUCUUCAUUUUUCCGACUCUAUAGUGUCGAUUUCCGAGACUUCUCAUAUCGCUCUCGCUCGAUUGAGUUGUUAAGUUGUCUUUGUCGUUUCCUAUUAUCUUGUGUCAAGAGAAGUAUCGAAUUCAAGCGUUUUUAUCUUCAAUUCAUUACAUUCCUCGAGAUCUACUUCCAUAUUCAUAUUCAUCUUGCUGCCGGACAGUCACAAGCAGUCUCGACCUCGUCUUCCGUCACCAAUAAUCAUCCAAUAAAUCUAUAGCUUACUGUAUCUAUGUCUUCAUGAAUUUCCAAGCCUUUCAUUGCAAUUAUCACUACCAUCGUCUUCUCAUCUGAACCAAGCCCUUUUCUUUGCGUGCACCCCUUGCGAAAUGCUUCUCAGCUCUCAACACAAAAUCAUUUUUUACCUCUUCACUUUUCUCACGCCAUCAAUAUAUGCAGAAACAACACAAAUAUGUGAUUCCACAAAUGCCACAACGAAAUCUGGAAGAUACACAUUCUUCCCAGAUAUCAUAACGACUGAUAAGAGUGGAUAUCAAUGUACAGAUUUCUCCCUCGCCGAUGAAAAUAGCGGGAGCGUAGGUUCAACAACUCUAUUUAAUACCACAUUUUCCUGGUCAUCUUCAUCCCCCAAUAUCUCAACCCCGCACUCCUUCCCCUCACUAACUCUCAAUCUCCCCUCCAUCCUCCCCAUCCCCAUCUCCAACAUCUCUCUCUUCCCCCUCACAAACAACUGGGCCCUAUACCCGGGCAACCCUCUCCACACCAUCUCCGCCACCUCCCCGGACUCCCUCCAAAACGCAUCCGUCAUCGCCGCCUGCUACCUCAACAUCUAUCUCGAUCUCGAACCCUCCCUCUCCCAGGACAAACGAUUCUCCGCCACCAAAAUCUCCAUCUGGCAGGCCAACUACGGGGGCUUAAUCCCUCUAGGUUACAACGACACCGCAUCCACUAUCUCGAGACCAGUCAUAGAUCUCGCAGGAAUAUCCUAUACGCUCUAUGUAUCGCAAACUUCCCCAUCGACAUCCACCUCUUCUUCUUCUUCCACUUAUUCAAAUUCUUCCACAGCAGUAGAUGAGCAGCCACAGGUCCCGCAAACAAUUUACACCUGGUAUCCCUCCGUGAACGCCACCACGCUCACAGCAAUGGAUAUCUCCCCUCUGCUUAAUUAUCUCUGGAGAGAAGUAUAUAUUUCCAGUAACACAUAUGUGGGAUUUGUAGAGUGGGGAUUAGAUGCGCGGAAUAGCAAUGGAAAUGUAACGUGGAGUGUGUACGAGACGGGCAUGAGUAUUAAAGCGGGAACGCCGGUGAAGGCGGUGGGAGCGGGCAAGAGGAAGGAGGUUGGAAGGGGUGAGAUGUUGGCGUUGGUGGGGUUGUGUGUGGGGGCUGUGGUGUUGUUUGGGUAGGAGAUUGGGAGGGGGGAGAGGGAGGAGGCGAGGGUUUCGAAAUUUGGAAUGGAAGAACAAAACAGGAGAUGGGGGAAGGGUUUUGGAAAGUUCUUUUUUUGUAAGAUUUGCGAACAUGUUUCUGUAAAGAGGGUGUGGAUUGUGUGAGAAGAUGAGAGGUUUCAAACUUAUCAUGCGGACGGACUGAGUGAUUGAUUAAUCUGAUAUCAUCUAAUCGCACAGAGAAAGAUAUCCUGCGGAUUGCGGACAAGAAAUCAAUAAUCGUAUCAUGGCGGUGAAUUAUCUCAUCCUCAUCCUCAUCCUCAAGCAAAGUCAAAAUAAGAAUCGAGAUGAAAGAAGCCUCCGGGAAAAUCUCCCCAUCAUUUUUUUCCUUUCUUUCCUCUUCUCGAUAUAUAUAAUAAUAUCAUACUCGUAUCAUAUCAUCA
Messenger RNA from Botrytis cinerea B05.10, 1832 nucleotides. RefSeq lists its product as hypothetical. Lineage: Eukaryota; Fungi; Ascomycota; Leotiomycetes; Helotiales; Sclerotiniaceae. The coding region runs from base 373 to 1407 and encodes 344 amino acids. Gene Ontology annotation, molecular function: cellulase activity. Gene Ontology annotation, biological process: polysaccharide catabolic process. The record is from RefSeq and is a predicted model, not a curated record. The transcript is spliced from 3 exons.